Messenger RNA from Naegleria fowleri, 3159 nucleotides. RefSeq lists its product as uncharacterized. The transcript has 2 exons. Gene Ontology annotation, molecular function: guanyl-nucleotide exchange factor activity; SNARE binding. The coding region runs from base 1 to 3159 and encodes 1052 amino acids. The record is from RefSeq and is a predicted model, not a curated record. NCBI's taxonomy places the organism in Eukaryota, Heterolobosea, Eutetramitea, Acrasida, Naegleriidae. Gene Ontology annotation, cellular component: transport vesicle; early endosome; late endosome. Gene Ontology annotation, biological process: early endosome to late endosome transport.
AUGGCAACUGUAUCAUCAUCACCAACAAGAGAGGAAGAGUCUAUGAGGCCUUCUUCCAACAGUAUUAUAGAGGAGAAGGAAAACGGAACAAGCGAAGGUUUGAUCUCAGACAAUUUUGAUAACGAAGCUGAACCUUGUUCGAAGUUAUUAAUUGGCAACAAGAGGAACAACAACAUUGCAGAACAGCAUACGAGCAAAUUAUCAACCAUGAUUAAAGGGGAAGGAACAUUUGGAGAACAACCUCCCGAAGAUGACUAUGUUGUUAUCGAGAAGAGGUCUGUACAAGAAAUAGGUGAAAGCACUUCCUCAUCCUCUUCUUGUCCUUUGGAUACCGAAACAUGUAUUUCCCUUUCAUCUUCUUUCUCAUCUCCUCCUUCAAGUUUUCAAAGAAUACCAGCUUCUCUUUCAACUCCGAGCAGUGUACCUAAUAGCUCAAUCCCUUCCUCCGAUAGGUCGUCGGUGAGGGAUGAUUUAAUUGUAUCUUCUCUCAGCUCUGCAUUUUCUCCAACAGGCGUGAGUGGUAUUAACUCAGAUUUUGUUGCGAACUCUCCAUCACACAACACUCGAACCGAACCAAAAGUGGCACAUGACGCUGAUGAACCUCCAAUAACUGAAGAACCUGUAGUUAUCAAGAACAAUUCAUCAGUUGUUCCUGUAUUUUUAAAUCAAGACAACUUUGAAGCUCUCGAAGAAAACAUUAGAAAGCUAAAAGAAAAUGUAAAAGAGUAUGAUGACUUUACGAUAUCUACAACCAAUACAGGCUCUGACACUAUCAUCAAAGCAAACUAUUUUAUACCGCCUGCUAAAAAGAAGGAAGAGAACACCACCAAAACGGAUGAUUUGAAAACAAUAUUGCCAAAUGUGGGUGCUGUUCCUUCCUGGGUCGCAGAACUAAGAAGUGCAUGGGAUGAUGAAAUUACAACAAUGGAUCAAUCGAAAAGAGAAUACUUUUUAAAAUUUGCAGAUAAUGAUACAGAUGAUGAUGUUGAAGAGAACGACGAAAAUGGUGUAAGCUCGAAAAGAAACACCAAAAUUAGAAAACACAUGAAGCAGUUUAUCCAAGAAAAAGAAGAUUCAAGCUCAAAAAAGUAUUUCUUGGGAAAUGAAUCAAAUUCUCCUAUUAACAAGGAAAACAAACCAAAAUCUUCACCACCAGUUUCUAUCAAAAACAAAGCAGCUAUUAGCAAGCCAUCUGAAGGCUUUGCUAUCUCUGAAAGUUUUGUUUCUAACUCAAGAUUAAUAGACUCACUUGCCACAAAUGAAUUUGAUAUAAGCUUGAGCUCUUUUAGAGAGGAGCCUAAUGAAGUCCAGUCCACAACAUCGUUCAUAUUCAGAAAAGACAGCAUGCACAGUCCUCUAACGGACAUGUCUACAAAGCCCUUGUUUGCAGAAGACAGAUUUAAACCAAAAUCUCCUACUACUCCAACUGAACCCUUGUCACCAACAAAGCAGAGAAGACAAACAUUUCUUACUAACAACUCUGAAAUGAAGCACUUCCAGCCCAAGAGAGACAACCUUCUCAAGAAGUUAUUCACAUCAAAUCCUAAGAAACGUACCGAAGAUGAUUGGAAGGACGAACUGGUUAAGUAUGAACAAAGACUUUGUAACUAUCUUAAAGAGAGCAAACAAGUUAUCAAAGAUUUGAGGAAACGACAGGAUGUGGAAUAUGAAAAGAUUCAACAAGAAUAUUCAUUUAUUCAAAGAUGCCACGAUUCUAAACUACUUCAAAUAUAUAAGGACUUGGCCAGAUGCAAACUAAUUCGGCUAAAGCAAAGAAGAGAGCUUGAAAAGGGAUGCAAAAAGGUUCUGAAGGAGAAGAUUGAUACCAUCCGAGACAUUUUGUUGCAACAGACUCAACAUUUAAAACAACAUCAAGUCGAACAAGGUGGAGAUAUUACGAUCAAGUGUUACAACUUGUUACCUCAUUUCGUAAAACAAGAAGCUUUCUACAAAGAGGUUGACGAACUUUUAAGCGAAAACGAAGUACUUUGUGCACAAUGGAAUGAGAUCUCUCUAUUAGAACAGCUUUCUAAGGAUUUAUCAGAAAAGUUUUUACAAAUGAAGAAGGACAGUGGAAUUACAAAGAAAGUUAUACAAAAGAAAGAUGUGACAAUCAAGCUUAAAUCAAUUUUGAAACGAUACAUUGAAGAGCCAGCACUUCCAUUAUGCAACUUUCAUUUACUAUCGGAUACUAACAACUUCAAAGAUCCGAAUUUGGAUGAUCAGAUUUGGCAAUCAUGUAUUCAUUGUAUAGAAAAUGACCAAAGAUUGGAGAUUGAACAGGAAUUCUUUGAUUUGAUUGCAGACCAAAGAACAGAAGAAGGUCAAUCACUUCGAACAUUUGUUAAGGAAAUUAACAAUGUUGGUUUAGAAAAGAUAUCUCCAUCUGAAAUUGUGGACUAUGUAUCAAGCUUUGUAGAUUACUUGAGCACUAGACAUUCUAUUACGCUAGACAUUGAAAAACAAGUUCUUGUGAGAUUACUAUCUAGACUCAUUUACAAUGAAUUUGGUUUAGGCGUAAAGCUUCAAAAAAUUGAAGUUGAAGCUCACUCUGCAGAAAAUCUCAAAUUUCAAAAACAAGCCAAUCUAUUGAAGCAGCUGACGCCAAAUCAGCUCGGAGUCGCCAACAAAUUUUUGCCAUUAAGGGUAAAGUUUACAGGAAAACAGAAUUCCAUUAAGGAGAUGAUUCACAAAAUUAGUCAAACACCGUUUUAUGACCCAGUCACCACUCUUAGCUAUCUGAAUUAUUACGUGUCUCCAAUGGAUAUGUUACACUGUGUCUAUUCUUGCGCAAGACAAAUACACAUUAUCGCGAAAGAUAAUUGUACACAAAGAGGAAAAGAGUUCUCAUUUGGAGCAGACGAGUUUUUCCCAAUUUUGGUUUACGUGGUGGUCCAUUCCCACCUUCCUAACAUUCAUUCUGCCUUGUCCUAUUUAUCAAAGUUUGCUUCUCAAUCCAGAAACAGUGAAGUUGUAUAUUACUUGACUUGUCUAGAGGGAGCAGUCAUGUACGUUCAAGAAAUCACUCCGGAAGAUAUCCAAGAAUUAACCAAGGAUGAAGAAAUGCUUGACAAGGAGCACCCAUCUUCUCCUAGACAAAAGAAUCUUCAUGACUCGCCGCAAGUAACUGAUUCCAUGGAAAGUGAGGACAUUUCGUAA